Messenger RNA from Gymnodraco acuticeps, 764 nucleotides. It is a transcript of the gene pdrg1, whose product is annotated as p53 and DNA-damage regulated 1. The record is from RefSeq and is a predicted model, not a curated record. The coding region runs from base 77 to 469 and encodes 130 amino acids. The transcript has 5 exons. NCBI's taxonomy places the organism in Eukaryota, Metazoa, Chordata, Actinopteri, Perciformes, Bathydraconidae.
UAAAGCCGUGAGAAGAAGAAGAAGAAGAAGAAGAACAACAACAUGAACAAGAUGAAGAAGAAGAGCAGCAGCUAGCAUGGACGCCGUGUCGCAGCGAGUGUUGGAGCACCUGACGGAGGUGGAGGAGGCCGCGGAGGAGGUGCUCAGCACCAAGCAGCAGGUGGUGGAGCUGGACAGCAGGAGGAACAGGAACAGAGAGGCUCUGAGCGCGCUGAGGACAGAGGACACGGAGAAAGUGAAGGUUUGCUUAGGAAACAUGUUCAUCAAACUUCCCAAACUGAAGACUAGAGAGAUGAUUCAGAAAGACCAAGAGCAGCUGGACAAGGAGAUAAAUGAGCUUCGUAAAGGACUGAAGGCUAAAGUCAACCGUCUGAAUGAGCUGCAAGGGAAACCUGAGCUGCGGGGCUACAGUCUUUCUCCUCUGUCCACUGAGGAAAUCAAAGCUAUUAACAGCCUCUUCAAGAGAUGACUUUAAAUCUCCUUACGCCUGGACAUUUGUUGGAACAGAAGCCUCCUGGAUGAUUGACAACCCAUAUGUUACCCUUAUCAGCUGCCUGACAUUUUCAUUUUCAAAUAUUGUGUUGCGGUCUAAACCCUACAAAAGCAAAGUUCAGACAAAGUAUGUUUAGGUAUUUCCCCUUUCCUCUCACUUGUGGAAAAUCAGCCUUAUGCUCAGCUGAGUGCUGGAAGAACAUUGUGUGUGUGAACACAAAGUGAUGUUGUGUUGUCUGCUGUGAUUAAAUUGACAGGGCUUUUAUAUUGGA